Molecule: messenger RNA, 939 nt
Organism: Didymosphaeria variabile
Lineage: Eukaryota; Fungi; Ascomycota; Dothideomycetes; Pleosporales; Didymosphaeriaceae
Gene: MEU1
Product: S-methyl-5-thioadenosine phosphorylase
Exons: 2
Coding region: 1-939 (312 amino acids)
Biological process (GO): nucleoside metabolic process
Cellular component (GO): cytosol
Molecular function (GO): S-methyl-5-thioadenosine phosphorylase activity
Source: RefSeq, a predicted model, not a curated record
AUGGCUGGUGUCGCUUCUACGUAUGACGAGCCCGUCCACAUUGCCGUCAUUGGCGGCACAGGAAUCCAGUCGCUCCCCGGCUUCACCCUCGCCGCGUCGCUGAAGGUCGACACGCCGUGGGGCGAGCCAUCGUCGCCUAUUUCCAUCCUGCACCACCCCUCGCCCUCGUCCGGCAAGCCCACCCCCAUUGCCUUCCUCUCACGACACGGUCUGCACCACGAGCUCGCCCCGCAUGAGGUGAAGAACCGGGCCAACAUUGCUGCCCUGAGGAGCAUCGGCGUGCGCACCAUCAUCGCCUUUUCGGCUGUUGGCUCGCUGCAGGAGGAGGUACACCCGCGCGAUUUCGUCGUCCCAGACCAGAUUAUCGACCGCACCAAGGGCAUCCGACCCUUCACCUUCUUUGAGGGCGGCAUGGUGGGACACGUCGGCUUCGGCGACCCCUUCGACACGAGCCUGGCCAAGAUUGUGCGUCGCUGCGGGCACUCGCUGGAGGGCGAAGGCGUCCGUCUGCACGAUACGGGUCUGCUCAUUUGUAUGGAGGGCCCGCAGUUCUCCACACGCGCCGAGUCGAACCUCUACCGCUCCUGGGGCGGGUCAGUCAUCAAUAUGUCCGCGCUGCCUGAGGCGAAGCUGGCACGCGAAGCCGAGAUCGCCUACCAGAUGAUUUGCAUGGCUACAGACUACGACUGCUGGAGAGGUGGACCCGAUGAGGAUGUCAACGUUGAGAUGGUGAUGGGACACAUGAAAGCCAACUCGGAGAAUGCACGUCGAUUUGUCGGCGCGGUGCUUGACGAGCUCAGCAAGGAGGAACACGGCCAGUUGGUGCUUGCGAAGCACCUUGAAGGCCAAAUGAGGUUUGCGGGCGCCAUGACCCACAAGGAGGCCCGCGGACCAGUCGAGCAGAAGCUGCAGUGGCUCUUUCCGGGCUACUUCGACUAA